This is a messenger RNA of Momordica charantia (bitter melon), 2434 nucleotides long. It is a transcript of the gene ABCE2, whose product is annotated as RNAse l inhibitor protein 2. Lineage: Eukaryota; Viridiplantae; Streptophyta; Magnoliopsida; Cucurbitales; Cucurbitaceae. The record is from RefSeq and is a predicted model, not a curated record. Gene Ontology annotation, molecular function: ATP binding; ATP hydrolysis activity.
CCUCUCUGUUGGGGCAAAAAAGACCCGAAAUAACCGCCAUUCGGGUCUUUACUGCAUCUGAAGGAAAAAGAAACCCUAGAAAGCUUACUUGGAGCUGUGCGUGUGCCAUACGCUUGCUCGUAUCUCUUCUUGUUUCUUCGGUUACCUCCUUGUUUUCCUAUCUGAUAAUCUUCCGCUACUUGGGGUUUUUCAUUUCUGUGAUUAGAUGGCGGAUCGACUGACGCGUAUUGCUAUUGUGAGUUCGGAUAGGUGCAAGCCUAAAAAGUGCCGUCAGGAAUGCAAGAAGAGUUGCCCCGUUGUUAAAACUGGUAAACUGUGUAUUGAGGUUACCCCAGCCUCGAAGAUCGCUUUCAUCUCAGAAGAAUUGUGUAUUGGAUGUGGUAUCUGUGUCAAGAAAUGCCCAUUUGAGGCAAUUCAAAUCAUCAAUCUGCCAAAGGAUUUGGAUAAAGACACAACACAUCGAUAUGGCCCUAACACCUUCAAAUUGCACAGGUUACCAGUGCCUCGGCCUGGGCAAGUUCUUGGUCUUGUUGGAACCAACGGUAUUGGGAAGUCUACUGCGCUGAAAGUUUUGGCUGGAAAACUGAAACCAAAUCUUGGUCGUUUCAAUAACCCUCCAGAUUGGCAGGAGAUAUUGACAUACUUUCGAGGAUCUGAGUUGCAGAAUUAUUUUACACGUAUCCUUGAAGAUAAUCUAAAGGCAAUCAUAAAGCCCCAAUAUGUUGAUCACAUUCCAAAAGCAGUUCAAGGGAAUGUUGGCCAGGUGCUAGAGCAAAAAGAUGAGAGGAAUAUGAAGGAAGAACUUUGUCAUGAUCUUGAACUUAAUCAGGUUAUAGAUCGCAAUGUUGGUGAUCUGUCUGGUGGAGAGCUUCAACGAUUUGCCAUUGCUGUGGUUGCCAUACAGAAUGCAGAGAUCUAUAUGUUUGAUGAACCCUCAAGUUACCUUGAUGUGAAACAGAGACUUAAAGCUGCUCAAGUGAUUCGAUCUCUGCUCAGGCCCAAUAGCUACGUAAUUGUUGUGGAGCAUGAUCUUAGCGUCCUGGAUUACUUGUCUGAUUUCAUUUGCUGUCUUUAUGGCAAACCGGGUGCAUAUGGAGUUGUAACCCUUCCCUUCUCCGUUAGAGAAGGAAUCAACAUCUUCUUGGCUGGAUUUGUUCCCACAGAAAAUCUACGAUUUAGAGAUGAAUCUCUUACCUUCAAGGUUGCUGAGACCCCUCAGGAAAGCGCGGAGGAAAUUGAAACAUAUGCACGAUAUAAAUACCCAACCAUGUCUAAAACUCAGGGAAAUUUCAAGCUCCGUGUGGUAGAGGGUGAAUUUACUGAUUCACAGAUUAUUGUGAUGCUUGGUGAGAAUGGAACAGGAAAAACAACAUUUAUUCGAAUGCUGGCUGGUUUGUUGAAACCUGAUACUGUUGAAGGUUCUGAUAUGGAGAUUCCUGAGUUUAAUGUCUCUUACAAGCCCCAGAAGAUCAGUCCUAAAUUCCCAUCCACUGUCAGGCACUUGCUACAUCAGAAAAUAAGAGAUUCCUACAUGCAUCCGCAAUUUGUUUCAGAUGUAAUGAAGCCCUUACUUAUUGAACAAUUAAUGGACCAGGAAGUUGUCAAUCUUUCUGGAGGAGAGUUGCAGAGAGUUGCAUUGUGCCUAUGCCUUGGAAAGCCUGCAGAUAUUUAUCUGAUAGAUGAACCAAGUGCUUACCUCGACUCUGAGCAGCGUAUCGUUGCGUCAAAAGUCAUUAAGAGGUUUAUUCUUCAUGCAAAAAAGACUGCUUUUGUGGUCGAACACGAUUUUAUUAUGGCAACAUAUCUAGCCGAUCGGGUUAUUGUCUACGAGGGUCAGCCAUCAGUUGAUUGUACUGCUAACUGUCCUCAGUCGUUGUUGACUGGAAUGAAUCUCUUCUUAUCUCAUCUCGAUAUUACGUUUAGAAGAGAUCCAACAAAUUACAGGCCUAGAAUUAACAAGGUCGACUCGGCGAAGGAUAGGGAGCAAAAGUCAGCUGGCUCCUACUAUUAUUUGGAUGAUUGAGAAUUUUAUAGAUGCUGUGGUUUUUCCAACUUAUAGAGAGCGCACCUCGGAAGCCAAAUUAUCGAAUCUCCGUCUUAAAAGAAAAGAGGUGCAGUGCUAAAGAAGGGAGGAUGGUUUUUGUUUUUGUGGAAUCUGUGUUUUGGGUUAUUGGUUUUAACUUGAUGACCUUGUUGAUUCUGCAUGUAGAGUAUAUUUGACCUGCUUGCAAAUUCUACAGUUUUCUGAGGCAUCUUUAAGGCAAGUCCAAAUGUUCACUUUUUUGUCCUCGUCCUCCUGCUCCUGCUCCUAAAUUUGUAUUUGUUUCGAGGAAGGAACAAAAAUAGUAUUUGCACAUUUUAGAUAUUAUUGUAUUGCGGCAAAAUUUCUUUCGCUUAUGUUACAAGGAAAUGAGUAGAUUCUAUUGCAUUACCA